UUUAUUUUGAAAGUCCAGGUAGGAAGUGGUAUUGGUUUCCUCUCGCUGCCUUGCCGCGGGUAGCCCACAGUGAGUGUAGUUUGUGAUAAUUUGGACUACAUGCAGUACAGAGCCUGAUACAUUUGGUGCUGGAGGACGGGCCGCUUACACCUAACAGCUGCAUGAAGGAAAAUGAUGAAGAAGCCUGGAAAACACAAGCUUAAUGUUUACUUACUCCAUAAAAACGUGGAUAAUUAGUGCUGUCUCUCUCGCACUCCUCUGGAAACAAAGCGAGAGUAACCAAAUGCGGAUUUUACUUCAUCUACGGCUCCAGUUGUUUAGGUAGUGGCAUCACCGGCUGUCGCACUGUUGAUUUAAAAUUACACUGCUACAGGGCCUUCAUUUUGAAAAAGCAUCACUGGCCUACUUGUUUGGUAACGUUAGAAGAACUGUUUUGACUACAACGAGGAGGGGAAAGCAUUUUGGGCGGCGAGAUGCACCAUUUGGAGGACUGAGCUUCAACAUGGGAGAAAGAAGCAGGGUCUUGCAGCCAUGAUGACGCCGCCAUGUUGCGUUGAGCUGGGAAUAUCUGCAUCUACAGCACCAUGUUUAGCGUGAGCUCACCAGCAACAAUGCCUGUUAACCUUGGGGAAGAAUGGUUCACUCCACUACUGUUCCCCUUCCAGAGGCAGGGGACAUUAACGCCAGUCUCUGCUGCCUCGUUAAGGGGCCGCUGAGCCUUUCCGAGAGGCCGUCUAUGGAGAAUAUGUCCAUGGCGAACACUUCCCUGGGCUCCCGGGCGCCCCCGGAGCCGGUCACACCAACAGCGGAGGGCCUGAAGAGCCAGCAAGGCAUUAGUCUACCUCUGCAGGUCUUCUUCUGCUUCAUCAUGGUCGCCAUCCUGCUUUUGGCUCUGUUGGGAAACGUGGUGGUGUGCCUUAUGGUGUACCAGAGAUCUGCCAUGCGCUCAGCCAUCAACAUCCUCUUGGCGAGUCUAGCGUUUGCAGACAUGAUGCUGGCCAUCCUGAACAUGCCCUUCGCUCUGGUUACCGUCGUGACCACCCAGUGGAUUUUCGGAGACAUUUUCUGUCGAGUUUCGGCCAUGCUCUUUUGGUUCUUUGUGAUGGAGGGUGUGGCUAUACUGCUUAUAAUAAGCAUAGAUCGUUUUCUUAUUAUUGUCCAGAAGCAAGAUAAGCUGAGCCCACAGAGAGCUAAAGUGCUCAUAGUGGUCACAUGGGGGCUCUCUUUUAUUUUCUCUUUCCCCCUGGCUGUUGGUUCCCCUCCCCUACAGAUCCCUCCCAGGGCCCCUCAGUGUGUAUUUGGCUACAGCAUUGAGCCUGGUUACCACGCCUAUGUAUUGAUACUAAUGCUAGUCUUCUUCUUCAUACCUUUCAUGGCCAUGCUGUACACAUUUAUGGGGAUCCUGAACACCAUCCGCCACAACGCCAUCCGCAUCCAUAGCCACCCAGACAGCAUCUGUCUGAGCCAGGCCAGCAAACUGGGCCUGCUGAGCCUCCAGAGGCCCUUCCAAAUGAACAUAGACAUGAGCUUCAAGACCCGUGCCUUCACCACCAUCCUCAUCCUAUUCUCUGUGUUUACAGUGUGCUGGGCACCCUUCACUGCCUACACUCUGGUAGCUACAUUCAGUGAUGGCUUCUACCACAAAGACAGCUUUUUUCAAAUCAGCACAUGGGUCCUGUGGUUGUGCUACCUCAAGUCAGCCCUUAACCCUCUCAUUUACUACUGGCGGAUCAAGAAGUUCCGCGAUGCCUGCCUUGAUCUGAUGCCCAAGUACUUCAAGUUUCUUCCUCAGCUGCCAGGCAACACGAAGAGGCGCAUACAGCCGAGUGCAGUGUAUGUGUGCGGAGAGCAUCGCUCUGUGGUUUAAAGGAAAAAUCCACCCUCAAACACUUCAACACUGUUAAAAACACAUCUUUACAUAAUGUACUGUUGCAGUUCUGGGCCUGUGUUUUUGUUUGGUGGUAUACUUCUCUUGGCAGGUGAAUGAAAACAGCGCCACAUUAAAAAAGGGAACUAGCUGCGUUGGUGGGGACGUGUUGCUACAGGUACCGGGUUAGAAGAUGAAAUACAAUCCAGGAAGUCCAGGUUGUGUGAGAUAUCCAUGAGUUUUAAGGCUAAAAACUCAUGGACCAAAGCACCUGUGCAUCGUGGUAUUAGACAGGAUUUUACAACUUUGGAAUAGGGCUGGGUAUUGUUUGAAAAUUUUCAAUACUAGUUCUGAUAUCAUACCUGAGUUUCAGAUUGUCAUUUACAAAAGAAGCCAAAUGUGUAUAGCUGUUUGUAUUUAGACAACUUUUAACAUCUGACAAGAAUUUUGAACUAGAACUUUGCCUAAAUAUAAUACAGCAUAAAAUGGCUCAUUUUUAAUGUGUCAUGUCUGUGACAAAAUAUUCUAAUCUCAAGGUUCACUCACUAGCUUUUUUGAGGGGCUUUUGUCCAUAUCCUUCUUUAAUAAUGGAACUUGCUCAGGUGUGACCUAUACAUGGAACUUUUGUCACAUGAACAGAACAACAAAAGGUUUUAUGAGGCAGGGAGUGUGUAACCCUUGUCUCUGUUCAGGCUUUGGGAUACGGUUGAAAGGUCCAGAAAUAGCUAGUAAGUGAACCUUGAGGUUCAUGGUACUAUUUGACCAAAGAAUUAAACAACAUUACAAAUCUGGUCAGACAUUCGAUGUCAGCUUCCGGUACUUGUUAGAUUUUGAAACGGUGCUAUGCACACACACAAUAUAGUCGGCACUAAAAGGUAUUGAGGUUCAAUACCCAGCCCUGGUCUGGAAACUUAUCUUAACAACAAUCAUUUUCUCCACUAUCUUGAUGAUUGCGAGGUAAACAAUAGAAUUAUGCCCUUCUCAUUACAGAAUUAUCUACCAGUGUGUGUGUGUGCUACAUAUUUGAUUGGCCAGUGCAGUGCAUUACCGGAUGAUGUUGUGCUGUGGCAAAAGUUGAGUUUUCUUGCUGUAUUGAAACCCCCACAUUGUUUUAAUGUAGUGCUAAUGUCUGAGGUUCAAUAACAGUCAGGGUGUGUAUGAAGAUUCUCAGGGUCAUGGGAUAUCAAAUAGGUCACUGUGUGGAAGAUGUUUUUACAUCAGAGGCUUCAUCCCUGGUGAAACCUACAAUUUUCAGUUCUCUCAUUGUGGUCAGGCAAGGUUUAAUAGGCAUUUACUUCCCAUUUUGAAAGGGGAAAACAUGGUGGCUUUACUGAAAGUAGUUACAGUAUCAUGCUUCAUUUUCUAUAAUAUUCAGGAGUUAUCGGUGGCAGCAGGUCAUUUAGAAUCGUUCCUCAUACCAGUGCCGAUCCAAUACCUGAAUAAUGCUUUUUUCAAUUCCAAAGUUCUCACAUAUUAAAUGUUGCAACAAAAAAUGCAACCAUAUUAGAUUUUUACCUAAAUACAGUCACAUUAUUAUUGAAGUCAAGAACUAUCUGGUUAAAGUCAACAAGUUACAAAACUGUCCAAAUAUUUGAUGCCAGCUUUUGAUACUUGUCUUGACACAUUGCUUUUGGUACAAAAGGUAUUUAAAUUCGAUACCCAGCUCUACUCAGUAGACCAGAAUGCAGUGCAGCAACAAGGCAUUUCCUACUAAGAAUAGAACCCUGAAUAAACUUGCAGUCUUUCUCUUAUGCUAUCACUAUAGCUAUGGCUCUUUCUCCACCUACUCAACCCUCAGCACACACUUCUUCUCUGAUACAAUGUCAUUCUGGGUAAUAAAAGAAACCUUUAAGUGAAGUAGUCAACUGAAGGAAACUAUUAAAGUAAAUUAAAACACUUUAUAGCUCCUGGAAUGCACUGAAUGGCACAUACUGUUUGAGAGUAUAAAGAGGCGCGUUAAUAUGGUACUAUGAAGACGGGUUUGACUCGACCAUAUGUCUUUUCUUGCCACUGGAAUCACAAGUCGAGGGGAAAGGACAGUGUGUUGCGUAGCUGCGUAGAAUUAGUUUUAUGAGGCAUGUAAAUUAACAGCUUAAAUGGAAUUUUAAUGUGGUCAGAAAGUGGCCACGACACUUUGGAUGUGUGUAUUUCUAUUUAAAUGUUUUGGAUGUGCCUAUUGAUUAGUCCAUUUGCCAGUCUGAAUGCUGCAAUAUCUGGUGAAAAUGUGCAAUUUCAGUGUACUGUACUGUUGAAUGUAAUAAAGAAAUAGACAUUUCUUACCUUGGUAAA
Messenger RNA from Siniperca chuatsi (mandarin fish), 4156 nucleotides. It is a transcript of the gene gpr63, whose product is annotated as G protein-coupled receptor 63. Gene Ontology annotation, biological process: G protein-coupled receptor signaling pathway. Bases 635 to 1867 code for a protein of 410 amino acids. Lineage: Eukaryota; Metazoa; Chordata; Actinopteri; Centrarchiformes; Sinipercidae. Gene Ontology annotation, cellular component: membrane. The transcript has 2 exons. The record is from RefSeq and is a predicted model, not a curated record. Gene Ontology annotation, molecular function: G protein-coupled receptor activity.